Messenger RNA from Mollisia scopiformis, 447 nucleotides. RefSeq lists its product as uncharacterized. Lineage: Eukaryota; Fungi; Ascomycota; Leotiomycetes; Helotiales; Mollisiaceae. The record is from RefSeq and is a predicted model, not a curated record. The transcript is spliced from 2 exons. The annotation marks the transcript as partial.
AUCAUGGCAGAAGCCUUUGGGAUUGCUGCAGGUGUGAUCGGCGUCGUGUCUCUUUCCAUCCAGCUCGCGGACGGUGUGCAGAAAGCAUGCGACUUCUGUGAAUCGAUCGAAGAUGGCCCAGAAGACAUUGAGCGAAUAUCUGCAGAGCUCAGAUUACUUUCCAAUUGUCUGCAGUUGAUUUCACACGAGCACCAAUCUGGAAUGGCAGACCCAAGUCAAGACUCCCUUGUUUUAAGCGCUCUGCGAAUUGCGAAGAAGGAUAUCAACGAGCUCUCUGUCUUUGUGACCGAACUUACUUCAAAGAUUAAUCCGGGGCAAGGAAAAGUGAAGAGGAAAUGGGGUCGGGUCAAGAUUGCCUUGAGUGCAGCAAAGAUUGCGAAGAUGAAGACUCAUGUUGAGAGUGCGAAGAGCACUUUGAAUAUGCUACAAGCUAGUAGAACUCAGUGA